AUGGCAGCGAAAUCCCGUAUUCUUAUCCUCACAGUUGUCCUCUUCGCGUCAGCCUUGACACUGUUGCGCGAGAUACAUGAAAUGUGGAAGAUCUCCCAUAUAUUUUCCCGCCGCCGGGUUCAGUGGCAGGAGAUUGCGAGCCAGAAGCGCGAGGCCAAUAUGGCGAAAAUUCGGCCGGAAUGGCUUCUAGAGCCUCAAGUGCUGGAAGACGGAAGAUCUCGUCGCACCAUCGUUGGUGAUUACAUGGAGGGUUUGCUUGACACCAAAUCCCGAUACGUCACUGACAUGGACGUUCCUGAGCUUGUAGCUAGGAUGGAAAGCGGAACACUCUCAGCGGUUGAAGUGGUCACGGCGUUUUGCAAGAGGGCUGCCUAUGCUCAUCAGUUAAGCAAUAUUCUGCUCGAAAUUAGAUUCGAUGAGGCCAUUGAGCGAGCUCGGGAGCUCGACGACUACUUCAAAGAACAUAAGAGGCUUGUUGGCCCGCUGCAUGGCAUCCCUCUCACUUUGAAAGACCAAUUUCACAUCAAAGGUCUCGAUACUUCAAUGGGUUUCAUUGGAUGGAUUGGUACUUUUGAGGGGGAAAUGGGUACGGGGAAGAGCAGAAACGCUGAGAGUGAAUUGGUCCGAGAAUUCCACAUCCUCGGGGCAGUUCCUAUUGGAAAGGUAAGUCACACAUGGCUUCGCCACUUACCUAACAAACAACAACUGAAAGAAGUCCGGCGUAAUAGACCACGCUCAUGCAGAGUCUUUGGGUAUGCUGAGGGAAAGCUCAUCCAACUCCAGUUUAGCUGA
Messenger RNA from Aspergillus puulaauensis, 792 nucleotides. RefSeq lists its product as uncharacterized. Bases 1 to 792 code for a protein of 263 amino acids. The transcript has 2 exons. Lineage: Eukaryota; Fungi; Ascomycota; Eurotiomycetes; Eurotiales; Aspergillaceae. The record is from RefSeq and is a predicted model, not a curated record.